Brassica napus (rape) is the source of this 1197-nucleotide messenger RNA. RefSeq lists its product as uncharacterized. Bases 1 to 1197 code for a protein of 398 amino acids. The transcript has 4 exons. The record is from RefSeq and is a predicted model, not a curated record. Lineage: Eukaryota; Viridiplantae; Streptophyta; Magnoliopsida; Brassicales; Brassicaceae.
AUGGAUCCAAUCGUUCUACCACCGAGAAUGUUCGCCGCCAGCGAGGAACCAUUGGGCGAGCGUAGCAACUCUUACCACAAAAUCAAGAAGACGGAGAUGAUUAUUGACGCUCUCGAACCAGAGGAGUUAGAGUUCUUGCGAAACUCCACCUUCGGGAAGAUCCUUGCCAUUGACGAGAAUCCUCCAUUCUCUGGUACGUUUGGUCAGUACAUUAUUGUGAGGCUCUUGAAAGUUAACAAAAAGUACGAGAUCUGGAUCUUGUUUGCCGGAACCCCUGGUAGGAUGUCUCUGUGGGAGUUUGCGAUAGUGACUGGUCUGAAUUGUGAUAAGAAGAAGAAGAAGAAAAACCCACUCAACGAGAAGCUCUAUUGGAACGAGCUUUUUGGUUCUCUGAAUUCUUGUACCGUCGACACUGUUAUUGAUAUGCUGAAGAAAAUGAUUGUCAAAGACAGAGACACUAGGAUUAAAUUCGCAUGCCUUGCCAUCACGUCUUCAGUCUUGUUUCCCUCCUCGCAUACUCCUCGUAUAUUACCGGAGCAUGUUGAAAUGAUCAGAGACCUCAAUGAAUUUCUUGCAUACCCAUGGGGCAGAGCUUCAUAUCUGACGCUCAUCACAUCUAUUAUAUCGAAUGAUGAGAUAGCUCUAUCUCAGAUCGAUGGCGAGACGCCUGACGAAGUGGCGGCUCCUGUUGAAGCUAAUGUCUCGAGGGCUGAUAAACCACUACAUGCUAACAAGUACUGUCUAAUUCCCGGGCAUGCAAAAACCAUUGAUACCGAAUGUCAGCUCCCCGUGAUGUCCCUUAUUGAAGAACCGUACGAAGAAUGGUCCACUGGUGCAGAUUUUGAUAUGGUUGAUGAAACGGAUGACUUGGCUGUUGAUCAGAUGGUUGGCUUGAUCGAAGAGGGAUUUAAGUUCCGCAUGGAGAUGUUCAAAGGUGGGCUGACCGGGAAUGAUCUUUCACGCAUGAGGUUGGUGAAGAAACCAAAAGAGAAAGAGCCGAGAGACAAGUUUGACAAGGAAAACGUUGUGGAGAUGACAGAUGUAGAGUCUUCCGACCGAGAAGCAAUCGUUCAGCUGUUUGCCUCGCAGAUUUCUGACAAGUUAAGUUCAUCAUCCCGCGACAUUUGCCAGGAGAUUAGCUUAUUUGAGAUUCGUUUAGAGAAGGCUAUCCACGCUAGGGGUGGGCGUUCGGAUUGA